AUGGGAUUGAGCCAAGCCUCCAGUGUCACCCCAAACAUCGGUCUGGCUGUGGCGACGGGGGUGAGCAACCCUCCAAACACCUCCGGCAUCAUCCCCACCUCUUCUCAACCUCCUUCGUCCUGCAGCAUUGACGAAUCCUACAAGUACGUCUUCCUGCCGGUCUGCUACUCGCUGACCUUCCUAUUCAGUCUCACCCUCAACUCGGUGGUGCUGCUGCGCUCCUGCCGUCACCAUGGCAGCGGCUGCUGCGGCGUCAUGGGUAGCAGUGGCGGUGGGCGACGCUGGAACACCUCGCUCAUCUACAUGGUUAAUCUGGCCACCACUGACCUCAUGUACGGCCUGUCACUGCCCUUCCUGGUGGCGAGCUACAUGCUAAGGGACCGCUGGGUGUUUGGGGACUUCAUGUGCCGCCUUGUUCGCUUUCUGUUCUACUUCAACCUCUACUGCUCCAUCUUCUUCCUCACCUGCAUCUCAGUGCACAGGUACCUGGGAAUUUGCCAUCCCAUGAGGACCAUCACUCUGGAGAGCAAGCGGGUGGUGAAGGGGACCUGUGCGUUGGUGUGGGUGGUGGUCUUCAUCCUCACUUGCCCCAUCUUCAGGUUCGCUCAGACAGGCUACGUCCAUCGAGGAGGUGGGGCUGUUGGCCCUGAAGGUGUGAGUGGAGGCAGUAACGGUAGUGGACCUCAGUUUGAGGAUCAGGAGGGAUACAUGAACUGCUGGGACGACGCCAUUGAUAAGGAGUUUGCCGACUACGUCCCAUACGGCAUCGUCCUCCACCUGCUGGGCUUCUUUGUGCCCUUUGUGAUCAUCGCUUGGUGCUACUCUCAGGUGGUCAGGACGAUAUUUCAGACGCUGCGUUCCCCUCCCAGUUCCAUAGAGGGUGGGGAGGACGGUCCAGUGGGGGAUUGGGCCACAGAGGGAGUCAGAGACCGAGAAAGAACCUCGGUCUCCAUCUCUGGAUCACAGUACUCGCACUACAUCAGACGACGACGGAAAUCCAUCAAAACCAUCUUAACCAUCACGCUGCUGUUUGCCCUCUGCUUCCUGCCGUUUCAUGUGACCCGGACGCUCUUCCUGCUGCUGCGGCGGGGACAGCUGGGUGGGUGCAACGCCAUGAAGACUGUCUCUAUCUGCUACAAGGUCACCCGGCCGCUGGCCUCCUGCAACGCCUGGCUCAAUGCCCUCCUCUACUUCCUGACAGGGGAUAAGGGCGCCCCCUGCUGCUGGCCUAAAGAACAGAAAGUCCGCAGAGACCGCCGGCGGAACGGCUCCCUCUGGUGGCCUCUAAAGAUCAUGAAAAAAGAGGGUUUGGGCGAGGAGGACCAGGAAGCGGCCGAGAAGGUUAACAGGGAGGUGCACGUGGAAAAUGAAUCCAAGUCUUCAAGGGUCAUCUUCUAAGAGUUUUAAACGCCCUUUACUUUGAAAGGGACUUCAAACAGAACGCG
This is a messenger RNA of Labrus bergylta (ballan wrasse), 1445 nucleotides long. RefSeq names its product P2Y purinoceptor 3. Gene Ontology annotation, cellular component: membrane. The record is from RefSeq and is a predicted model, not a curated record. Gene Ontology annotation, molecular function: oxysterol binding; G protein-coupled receptor activity. Gene Ontology annotation, biological process: G protein-coupled receptor signaling pathway. Lineage: Eukaryota; Metazoa; Chordata; Actinopteri; Labriformes; Labridae.